Messenger RNA from Wyeomyia smithii (pitcher-plant mosquito), 4413 nucleotides. RefSeq names its product galactosylgalactosylxylosylprotein 3-beta-glucuronosyltransferase S. NCBI's taxonomy places the organism in Eukaryota, Metazoa, Arthropoda, Insecta, Diptera, Culicidae. The coding region runs from base 530 to 1630 and encodes 366 amino acids. Gene Ontology annotation, biological process: carbohydrate metabolic process; chondroitin sulfate proteoglycan biosynthetic process. The record is from RefSeq and is a predicted model, not a curated record. Gene Ontology annotation, molecular function: galactosylgalactosylxylosylprotein 3-beta-glucuronosyltransferase activity. The transcript has 5 exons. Gene Ontology annotation, cellular component: Golgi membrane.
ACUCAACAUCGGCGCACUCGGAGUCAGCUCGUGUCGCGGUCGCCGUCGCGGUAGGUCGGUAUUUGGAUGCAGCAGGCAAAGGCUUUGUAAUUUUUUUUGUAGGAGUGUGUUGAAAAUGUGUAAAUAUUUUUUCACUGCUGCUGCUACAAAUCGAAAAGGAAAAGCUACAUUUGCGAUCGCUGAUCUCUGUUUGGUGCAUGGUGGUGUCUAAUCGUUAUACAACGAUGCUGUAAACACAAGCCGUAGUUAUAAUUUAAUUUUGCUCGAAAAUCUACAUCCGCGAGUGUCCCGGUUAAGUAGCUAGACGUAAACUUGGGUAGAAUCAUUUUGGAUAUAAAAGUGAAACAAAUGAAAUGUUCUGAGCAAAACUUAAAAAAUCAUUGAACAGAUUUUGACGGAUUGUCCUAGGAUUCCUGAUGCAGGGAAAAUCUCAGAAUGCAAAGCUACCCGUGUGGAUAAACUAACAUUCGCCGGAGUUCCCCUGCGAAAAAAAUCUAAUUCAACAAACUUACCAGUAACGAAAUAAGGAAUGUUGGUAAGGAUGUUUUACACAUCCUGCCGGAAUAUGACUCGGGCCAAGAAUUUUGCUCUGCUGGUGCUGUGUUUGCUGAUUGCUGGAAUUUUAAUAUUUAAUACCUCCUCUGCCUCCUCGGAUGACACCAACAAAGAAUACUCGAUGGUAGCCGAGAACGACAGCAUGGUGGUUUGCUUCGAAAAUUUCGACGACACUCGUAAGCUAAUCUUUGAUGCCGGCUAUAAUGAUGUGGAUCAGGAUGCGUCCUCGGAUACAGUCAUCUACUUUGUUACACCGACUUACCCUCGACGAGAGCAGGCGGCCGAAAUUACUCGUCUCGGUCAGACGCUAAUGCAUGUGCCAAAUUUGCACUGGAUUGUGGCGGACGAUACCGAAAGCUGCAAUCCUUUCCUGAAUCAACUGUUGAAAAAAUUUGGCAUACCGUACACUCACAUCGCUAGUCCGAUGCCAGUGUUUUAUCGCACUAGAAAACUUGUCCCUCGUGGUGUGGCAAACCGACGCGCUGCUUUAUCUUGGAUACGUAACAAUAAUAAGAAAACGGGUGUUCUUUAUUUCGGUGAUGAUGAUAACACCUUCGAUUUGAAGCUGUUCAGUGAGAUUCGAACAACUAAAAAAGUUUCCAUGUUCCCAGUUGGCCUAAUUGGCGAUUAUGCUGUCAGUACACCUAUUGUAUCAAAUGGUAAAGUACAGGGUUUCUUUGAUUCUUGGCCGGCAAAAAGAAAGUGGCCUGUGGAUAUGGCUGGCUUCGCAGUAAAUCUAGAAUAUAUGGCGCUUAGUUCGAACGUCACGAUGCCAUACAAGGCCGGCUACGAGGAGGAUGAGUUUCUCAAAAGUAUCGGUCUUAAAAUGCAAGAUAUCGAACCUAAAGCAAAUAAUUGUACGGAAAUUCUCGUCUGGCACACCCAAACCAAGAACAAUAAACCACCAAAGAUACGUAUUAGUAGCGGAGCCUUGCAAAAUGAUAAAGUAAACCUAGGGACACUUCUCAGGCAGCUCGAGUCAAUGGGUGUGAGUCAUAUCAGUCAGUCUGAAGGCACCGCAGCACAAAUUACCAAGGAUGGUAAAUCGAAGUCAUUACUCUCGUGGUUCAGUUAAUUCUUCUCCUCGUGUUUUACAAUAAUUUACACAACUCGAACAUAUAGCGUCGAGCUGUAAGAUGAUAUUAGAAACGGGCUUGUGUUUCAGCUCUGAGAUCUUGAACAUUGACAUAAAAAUCGAACAAAUUUAUAAUACUACACUAUUGAUGGGCCGUUUCCCAACUGACUCAUUAAGAUUUAAUUAAGUUAUACUAAGUCGCACAGGAAUACGCAUCAGCAAAAGAGUACAACUCAUCGUUGGCAAGGUGAACUGCGAGUUAAGCAAAGGUACCCAGUCUUGAGAUUAUUGCACAGCGCAGUUGCGACCAACUGAAUGAUAGAUAAAACUAGUUAUAUCAGAAUUGUUUGAAAUUAAUACUUACAUAAAAGCGUUACGAUUGGCAAAUUAUUAACUUAAACUACUGAAAGUUGCAGGUCAUUUGGCAUACAGUUGUUAGUAGUGUAUCUCGAUUGAAUGGCUUGAAGUAAAGUUUUAUACAUAAAAUGUUAUAUUUAUGACUAGUUCGGCACUUUGUCAACAAAUUUUAAAAAAUAUUCUGGCUAAUAUGUAUAUUUGCAUUUUUUCAAAUUGUUGAGGCUUUGGAUGCAUGGAACAUUGCCAAUUUUCAUAUUUAUUUAGGCGUAUUAGGCGUACAUCGUUAAGAGAUAAUCGACGUAAACGCCGAGUUCCUGCGCGUAUGUGUCGGCCGGGGGGAUUAAAGCGGUUGUUUGUAACGCUUCGGUGUAAACGCGUAUUCAGCCCGGGAGAGUUUUGCUGAUAUAUGGACUUCCGGCGUGUGGUGAUUUCGCGAAGUGAACCCAGAUAUUUCAUCAUAUCUUUCUCAUCUUCAUCAACGUCAAGCCGGAGACUGCUCGCGCGUUGCAUCUAAAUUAUUACAUCGCAAAUCGAAGUAGAUUUCGUUCAGUCGAUAAAUAUCAUUUCAACCUCCGCGUCGAUACCUUCCAUGAGGUCGUAUUAUCUACAGAUAGAUCAACAACGCGCAAUAGUUUUAGGUAUAAAGAGCAUCACCUUACGAGGAGAUAUACGGUAGUUUUAAGUUAUCUCGGUUUAGUCAAAGGUCCUCGCGUACGUUUUAUUGUUGCAGUAUUACAUUAUCAAACUAAAUAAGUUCGAAUCACAUUAUGAAUAUCGUGGCGGAUGUAAUAAACUUGUAGGCGCGACACUUGUUCUGAAGAACCCGACAUUCGAAAUUAGCGCAUCGUUUACCAAAACGAACCCUGCUGUAUACCUUUUCCCUUUCUCCAACAUCCCAGUGAUUUCUCGUGGAAGUGCAGAGGUGUUCUCGGCUUCCAAUAAAGCGAGUAUCACGUCAACAUAUUCCUAUACAAACUCCUUCUUUGACCUGCAUUCGGAUGCGGCCGGCGCUGGUAUUGCCUAAUAUAAAGAUUUAGGUCACCUGUUUUUACACAUUGAGGAUGCAUGUUGGUCCCAAACAUCAUCUGUUGGUUUUUUUUGUGUAAUUAGAGCUGAUCUGGCAAUAACGGAGUAGCAACCGCGGGCGGUCAAUCAUGCUCAUGCUCAUGCUCAUGAAUGGCUUGAAGUAAAGUUUUAUUUCUACGUAAAUAUAAGAAUGGAAUAGUCAAAAAUAAGAAACUCAAAAGGGCAGAAUUUAUAAUUUCAUUGCAACUCAUGGUACUUCAAAAUUGAAAUGUAGACGUACGAAAUCUAUGUUGUUACAACUGUUACAAGUGAUUUAUUUUAUUUGUUUUAGCUACUUUUUCUUUAAAUUAAAUUGGAUUAAAUCCUUACAUUUCAGAUAAACAGUCAAUAGAUUAAUAAUUCUACUCUAUUUUCCUUUUUCUCAUUCUUAGGUUUAAAUAUUUCGAUUAUAUUGAUUAUUUAUCAGGUUUUUAAAAAUUUUGAAAUUACUUCAAGCGUUGUUAGAAUAUUCUCGCUUAAAAAUCUCUUCAUUUUCCCCCAUUUUCAGUAAAUACUCGUAAAUCAAUGUGCUUAUUUGUACAUUAUUUCAAACAAGCAAGCGGCUCGAAGAAAUAUGCCAAAUGACCUAACACUGUGUAUAGCUUAAGCAGCACAUCACUCUGCAGAAAAUUAGGCAUCUCCUCGAUUUAGUUCACUUACAGAUUAGAUACACUGCAACGCAAAGAACGAGUCCUCCCAUGUGAAAGGUGAAUGCAUACAACUUAUAUUUUGAACAGUGGAGAAACUUCCAAGGUUUACAUCGUAUUUUUAUUCGAUUCACUGUGAUAUUAGUUUAGAUUAUCCAGGAUGUCAAGGUGAAUUUGGUUUAACUAGAUUGAAACAAUCUCUUAGUAUCGUUUACGCUUCAGUUUUGCGCGACGUUUUAGUGUGAUCAGUGAUAUAGAAAAACGACAGGAAUCAUCAAUCAGUGCACAAUACAAUAUUAUAAUUCACCAAUAUGGUUACCCAGAAACAAUCGCCACUAUUUAAAGCAUCGUCAAACGCUGUUUAUCGGCAGAAAUUAGUCAGGAGUAUAAACUUACGGUUAUAGAAAUGUUUAUUGCUUUCUUUGAGUGCCAACUUUGGAAUGCGACGCUAUUCCACGCAAGCCACCAGCGCUGUAAAUAUGUUUAGAUUUACUUUCCGUACCAUAAAAUCAUGCUUAACACGGUGUAUUGUAGAUUGAUCGUUAUACCACUUUUCUUGAAAUAAUUCAGCUUGAUUUCUCGAUUGAUUUUAAUAGAAAUACCUAGGCUUAGCUUUUAAAUACCAAUGCCAGAUCUGAAUAUCAUGUUCUUUUGAAAAUUGACAGCAUACAAUAAAAUAAAAAUACGAUUGUAUAUAAAUUUUGUUUAGGUACA